Messenger RNA from Fusarium coffeatum, 1941 nucleotides. RefSeq lists its product as uncharacterized. The transcript is spliced from 2 exons. Gene Ontology annotation, biological process: transcription by RNA polymerase II; transcription by RNA polymerase I; nucleotide-excision repair. Gene Ontology annotation, cellular component: transcription factor TFIIH holo complex; transcription factor TFIIH core complex. The record is from RefSeq and is a predicted model, not a curated record. Lineage: Eukaryota; Fungi; Ascomycota; Sordariomycetes; Hypocreales; Nectriaceae. Bases 1 to 1941 code for a protein of 646 amino acids.
AUGGCUAUUCCAGUGGGAAGAACCCUCUUCAAGAAGAAGGAGGGUAUCCUGACUCUCACGACUGACCAUCAGCUGGUCACUUGGACUCCAAAUUCUGGAGGCCCUCCCACCGUCACCCUCAGUAUUAACAACAUCACGAAUCUUCAACAAACCCCCGAUAAUGCAGCAAAGGUGAUGCUCAAGAUCUUUGAAAAGGUUGGAGAUGCCGAUCCUGCUACAUAUCUCUUUCAUUUCAAUACUGCCGAAGCCAAGGAGGAGGCAAAGGCUGUCAAAGAUCUCCUGUCCAGUCUAUUAGCCUCAUCGCGUGGCGGUGAUGUCGCCGUCCCUAAACCUUCCGGCGCCAGCGGCGGCUCCUCAACACCAAACCCAAGCGCUGGAGGCACUGGUAGUGGUUCAGCAUCCAUGGCCUUUGCCAGCGCCGUCAAUUCGCAGCAGGCCUCGUCCUCGCGCUGGUUCGAUGACUCACAGCUCAAGAAUGAUAUUGAGCUACAGCAGUCCCUAAUGAGAAACGAUACUAGCCUACAUCAAACUUACGUUGAAGCAAUGCAAACAAAGCCCGAGUCAUUAUCAGGAGCCGCCUUCAAUUCACAGUUCUGGUCAACGCGUACAAAUCUUCUCCGAGCUCAUGCCAUUGAGACAAACCAGAAGAAAGGAGCAUACAAUGUUCUCUCCACAGUCAAACCAAAGACCGUUGACGGUGAGCUAAAACUAAACAUCAGCGUAGAACAGGUGCAGAUGAUUUUCGCACAGCAUCCCCUGAUCAAGCGUGUUUACAACGAGAAUGUCCCAAAAUUAUCCGAGGCAGAAUUCUGGUCACGUUUCUUCCUCAGCAGACUCUCCAAAAUGCUGCGAGGUGAACGAGUCGUAGAAAACGACCCUACAGAUCCUUUAUUCGACAAAUACGACCCAAGCGAGAAUACUGUGGCCUUCCAGAGCAAGAUCAUGGCCCAGCAGGUGCCACAUAUCAUCGACAUAGAGGCCAACGAGGAGAACCAAGGAGGCUUCAGAAGUGGCAAUGCAAAGGAUGUUGAGAUGCGUCCUAGGGGGGAUAUACCCAUUGUCAAGACACUUAACAGUCUUAGUGAGAAGAUCAUGGCUAACGUGGCGCCAUCCGAUGUCAGCACGGACGAUCCCGAUGGCGCUUACAAUGCUUAUGUCCAAUUGGCAUUGCGCGAUCUCAAGGGUGAUGCUCAAGAGCAUCGCAUCAUGCUCAAUGUGAAGGAGCAGAACAAGUUCUUCUCCAAACACGACUCAGCACCCUCUAAGCAGGCUGCUGUCUUCGAAAAACAAGUGCCGAGUGAUGUACUCUUCGAUAUUUUGGGAGAUCUCGAGACAUUAGAGAGUGAUGGAGCUGGCGGUAUCAACAUUCAAACUGCGAUGGGAUUUGAUGAACAGAGCGAAAGCGACGACGACGCACCCAAAAGAUCACAUGUUGGCUCACGUUCUGCUCUUCAGGCCGCUGACAAGGAUAUCAUGAAGGGUGUACGCCAGCAACGUGCCCAGCAAUAUGGUCAUGAUACAGACACUGCUGAGCCCAUGGGCCUACCUGCUGAAAUCUCCCGCAAGUGCAGUCUCACUCAUGCUACGACUAUUGAGUUUUUGCACCAAUUCUGGAAUGCGUUCCUUUCAGGUGAUCCAGACCGUGCUGGGGAACUACAGUAUUUAGCCGAAUCCUUGGGUCGCUCUCUUGCACGAAUCAACGCUGUUGCGGAGGAAGCGGAUAAGGAGCGAGAAGAAAUUGUUCGCAGCCGCAAGAAAGAAAUUCGUGAUCAUUUCGAGCGCACGGGCAAGAAGAUUCGAUGGAGAUCUGAGAAUGUAGGAGGUGGAAAGACUGCAGUGAUUGCCUUGAUGCAACCGACAAUGAAUGCGUUGGAGAAGGCCCAGGCCGAUUACUCGAGAGCUCUGGCAGCCGAAGGUAUUCAGAUAUCGACUGAGGCAUGA